UCACAGCAGUCGGUCAGUCAGUCUGGGCGGCGCCUCGCUAUAAAGUCUGCGCUGCGCCUCUUCUCCAAACUUGUGCGCAUUUCCACCUCCUGCUCGUCCAGCUCUGCGCGACUGAAAGAACACAGCAGCCAUGCCUUCAGAACUGGAGACAGCCAUGGAGUCCCUCAUCACGGUGUUCCACCGUUACGCCUCCAAGGACGGCCGGAGCGGCACGCUGAGCCGGCGGGAGCUCCGAGAGCUGAUGGAGAACGAGCUGUCGAACUUCCUCAAGUCUCAGAAGGACCCCACUGCCAUAGACAAGAUCAUGAAGGACCUGGACGCCAACGGCGACGGCCAGGUGGACUUUGAGGAGUUUGUUUCUCUGGUUGUCGGACUUUCCAUUGCCUGCGAGCAGUGCUAUCAGAUGCACAUGAAGAAGAUGGGAAAGAAGUAAAAGACAGCAGUGAGGGACCAAAGAGUAUUUCAGUUUUUUUGUAAAGAUACUUUUGUUCAAUAAAAACACUAAAUCACUUCAAA
This is a messenger RNA of Stegastes partitus (bicolor damselfish), 516 nucleotides long. RefSeq names its product S100 calcium binding protein A10a (gene s100a10a). Lineage: Eukaryota; Metazoa; Chordata; Actinopteri; Pomacentridae. Gene Ontology annotation, cellular component: cytoplasm. Gene Ontology annotation, molecular function: calcium ion binding; calcium-dependent protein binding. The record is from RefSeq and is a predicted model, not a curated record. The coding region runs from base 131 to 433 and encodes 100 amino acids. The transcript is spliced from 3 exons.